Messenger RNA from Mobula hypostoma (lesser devil ray), 1615 nucleotides. Its product is annotated as tyrosine-protein phosphatase non-receptor type substrate 1-like. The coding region runs from base 1 to 1041 and encodes 346 amino acids. Gene Ontology annotation, cellular component: plasma membrane. NCBI's taxonomy places the organism in Eukaryota, Metazoa, Chordata, Chondrichthyes, Myliobatiformes, Myliobatidae. The transcript is spliced from 7 exons. The record is from RefSeq and is a predicted model, not a curated record.
AUGUCGGAGAAAUUUACGGUUUCGUACAUGGCACUUCUGGCUAUUACUUGUCUAGCGGUCAAAGUAACUGCAAGCGAAGUAUCUCAAUUACCAAGGGAACUGGAAGUCCUGGGUGGUGAGAAUGUUACUAUGUUCUGCAAAUUUCCAAUAUCACAAGGUACUGUUGACGUUCGUUGGUGGAGGGAAGGCGAGAAAGCAUUCUUAGAAACGGACAACAGAAGACAUUUUACGGUAGAAAGGGGAAGGGGAGAACUUGCACUCUGGAAUGUCAAAUUGGCCGACUCCGGACUGUAUUACUGUGAAGCAAACUAUCAGAAACAAUCUUUCGGGACUGGAGGUGGUACCAAGCUGACUGUGUUCGCUCCUCCAACUCCUUUGGAAAUUGUUCCUGUUGGAGAGUUUUCGUCUCCUCGAAAGCUCCUUUGUAAAACGGCUGCCUUCUACCCGGAGAAAGUAGAAAUCGUUUGGCAAAGAAAUAACAAGCAAAUUCGCACUGGAAUAGAAAGUGUGACAAACCGGAGCGUGGACGGCUUGUACGAAGCUUUUAGUUUAUUGGAAACCAGGAAGUCUACUUGGGGAAAAGAUGUUUACACCUGUCUGGUAUCGCAUGUCUCCCUCAAGGUGCCUGCCAGUUUCAGCUACUUCCUGGACCAAGGCGCUGAUACUAAAUUGAUUCUGGCAUUUGCAGUGGGCGGAUCGGCAAUUUUAGCUCUGAUAAUAGUUUUGGUGAAAGUCAAGUUAAAGAGCUCGCAUGGGGUUAGCACAAGUUCUGUGGACAGAUGUCAGAAUGCAGAGCCGGCUGAACAGGCUGCGGUUGAUCUCACCACCGCCUAUGUUUCACUAAAUAUGCGGGACAGCAUAGGAUUUCGGAAAGAUCGACAACAAGAAGAGCGCACUAUCUAUUCUCAGACGAAAAGAAUUGGAGCUGACAAACUGACUUACGCCACUCUGCAGCUUCCCGAUUCCAAGAACACCUCAGCAUCCAAACAUCAAAACCAACAUUCAUUGUACGCAGAUGUAAUUACAGCAAAGAAACUGUGAAGCUGAGAAUCCAGCUGCAGUUUAGAGCUACGGACUAUCAAUGAAUGCUAUCCCGAGGCACUGUUUUGUUCCAUUUCUUGCAUCCAGACAUAGAUUGUUAAUCGAUAUCACAUGUAUGAGUUUGGAAGAUAAGGGAUCAAUUUCGUCUUCGAUUUAUUGGGGGCGAUUAUCACUGGAAAAAAAAUAAAAGAACGAAGCUUAUGGAUAAGAUUGAGAAUACAUUGUGCCAUUCCAACUCUCUCUACUGCCCGGUCAUUCAAGAGGAUAAUGCCUGAUAUGUUCAACAAUAACCUCCUUUGCUGGUUAAUUGAACAGUUCCCAGUCGUUCCAUGAUAUAAACCUACAUUGCUUUAAAAACCCCUCCGCCACCAAGAUAUUCCCUCCCCAGUCCUCAGAGGAUGAAAGAAAUAUCAGAGAUUCGUCACAGCCUGCGAGGGAAACGUUGUUUGUAGGGUAACAUCCACCAACUGAACAGUUAUUCUUGCUCACUGAUGUCAACGUUCAACUGAGGGAAAUACAGAUUUGAAGAUGUGAAAAAAAAGAUCGCAAAGUAUUCUCGUGAUAACACCUCUGU